AUGCUCAGACAGGAGCUCAUGCCUGUGGGCCAGCUGCUUCAUGAACAGAACCGGCGAAUGUCAGAUGUCAAGUUCUUGUUUCCGGUCCUGACCUCGUCCUCUUUGACCACCAUGGAUCAUUUUAGCCAUUUAGCAACUGGCAAAGACCCCAUCAGCCAGGGGGACUUUCUGAAGCCGGAAAAGCCACUGGCUGUUUGUGGGCAGGCUGCUAAGGUGGCGUGGGCCGAAGCAGCACCUCUGGCAGCUGAAAUAAAUGCGACGUCAAGGCGCCAACGGUCACUCGCCGAGGCGACCAGCUCCAGCAGCAGGUCUUUUCUGUGGCGGGAGCCUGAAGCACGGCCCCGUCCCCUGAGGAGAGGUUCAGGCGCGGAGCCCCGAGGCACCCUGAGGAACGCGGAGCGGGAACAGCGCGCGGAGGCAGUACGCCCCCUAACGGCCGCCACCCGCUACCGGCGGCGGGAGCGUGCUCCGCCCGUCCUGCCUGCCGAGGUGCCGGCCAGCCCCCCGCUUCGUCCCCGGCAAGUUAUAAAAUCGUUUCGCUUGGAAAAGAUCUUUAAGACCGAGUCCAACCGUUACGUGAAUCUACCAAGAGAAGCAGAUGGUCACAAUUUCACCACGGGCUGCAAUAUUUCUAAGAGGGUUGGUGUUGCACAGAUGUCUUCCAAGGAGCUACAGAACAAACAAGAAGCUAAAAGCCAGAAUAAAAAUGAAAGCGUUGCUGGAACAAAGGCUGUCACUUCACUGGGUGGGACAACUUGGACAAUGGGAACUACAAAGGAUGAAGCUAAGCUUGAAGAUAAGGCCAAUGAGGGAGACUUCACUGAGGAACUACCAGAAAGAUUUACAUCAUCUCAGAAAAGCAGCAAUGCACAAAGCGCAGACACACUGCUCACCAGUGAGUUCAUCAGUAAAUCAUGGUACUUACAUGAAAUAGAGAGGCAAAAAUCAUCAGACAUUCUUGAGGAGCUGACGGUGCAGGGAAUAAUCAAGAGCCAAAGUACCACUGCCAGGACUGAAGAAAGGUAUGAAAACAAGAGAAAUGACCUGGAAAAGGCACUGAAGAAAACACCAGCUAAGCUGAAAAAAAAUCAGUUUGGAAACAAGGAAGUGGGUGAUUUUACAGUGAAGGACGUGAAGAUUUCUGCUGAUGCUAAGGAAGAGGAACUGAACAAAGGGCCACAAUACAUUGCAUCUUUUCCAGAAACUUCCAACCAAGCUACAUGGAAUGAGACUGAAAAGGCCUGCCCAAGUUUUGCAAGACAGGGAAGUAUAGACAACCCUCAGCUGUUGUCUUUAGGUUGUGAGCCAGGGCUGCUGCUGAAGGAAGUAACUGCAGUAGCCACAAAUAAUUAUACUGACAACUCUGUCAUCGACUCUAUGACUUACAAGUGCAUCGAUGAAACAAUCUGGAUCUAA
Indicator indicator is the source of this 1416-nucleotide messenger RNA. It is a transcript of the gene STMND1, whose product is annotated as stathmin domain containing 1. The record is from RefSeq and is a predicted model, not a curated record. Lineage: Eukaryota; Metazoa; Chordata; Aves; Piciformes; Indicatoridae.